Molecule: messenger RNA, 971 nt
Organism: Brassica napus (rape)
Lineage: Eukaryota; Viridiplantae; Streptophyta; Magnoliopsida; Brassicales; Brassicaceae
Product: S-protein homolog 3
Exons: 1
Coding region: 540-971 (143 amino acids)
Source: RefSeq, a predicted model, not a curated record
UACUAAUUAGUUUGAUAUUUAGUUUAAUAAAAACCAUAGUAUAUGUUCAUAUAGACCAACUUAUUUUUCUAAGAAUUCUAAGAAUCAUCCUCGUGAUGACAAGUGGCUACGAAAACACGUUGUAAUGCUCCAUGAUUAAUAUAUAGGGAUAUUUAUCAGAAGUAUAGUAGAAAUUAUGUAUGUUUUAAGAUUUGUAAGAACUAACAAAUAAUUUGGGCUUUCAAUUUGUCAAAAAUGUUAAAAGAUAUCACCAAAAAUCUUGAUUUAUCAAAAAUAAAUUGACUAAUAUGUAAAGUAAGAUUUUCUUAACGAGGCAAGUAAUUAAUAAUUGAGAUUUUUAGUUUCUAAACAUUUAUUUGUAAAUACGUUAUCAAACAAGAUAAAUGUAUACACAAUACUAUUAUGUUAUAACGGAUAUAUGAUUCUCAAGUUCUUUAUACCUAAACAAAACGCCUUGUCAUAAAUAAUAAAAUAUCAUUUAAUCUAUAAAUACUACUUUACUACUCUCCAACAAAUAUAAAAGAAAGAAAGAAAAGACCAUGGCUUCGUCAAGAAAUCAAAAUUUUAUUUUUAUGCUAAUUUCAUUUCUGAUCAUCCUCGCAACUACAUCAUUUUCGUCUGCGCUCUUCUCAGCAAAACUUGUUGUGAUUGUCAACAAACUUGUAACGCGUGCAACAUUGAUUGUGCACUGCAUGAACAAAGGUGAAGAUAAAGGGGUGAUUUCACUCGGACCUGGAGAUAGUUUCGAUUUUAGAUUUCGUGUUAACCUUCGUAAAACAACAGUAUACACAUGUAGCUUUGCUUGGCCUGGCAAUACAGCGACAUUUGAUAUUUUUAGAGCUGAUAGAGAUGAUAAUCCACAAAGCAAAGUUGGAGUUUGCAGCGAAUGUAUUUGGAGCAUCUACGAACCAGCACCAUGUAGGGAUAGACGUGAUGGAGGCCAACCAAACUGUUUUCCAUGGGCUUCUUAA